Molecule: messenger RNA, 1074 nt
Organism: Phragmites australis (common reed)
Lineage: Eukaryota; Viridiplantae; Streptophyta; Magnoliopsida; Poales; Poaceae
Product: expansin-A31-like
Exons: 1
Coding region: 64-813 (249 amino acids)
Biological process (GO): plant-type cell wall organization
Cellular component (GO): extracellular region
Source: RefSeq, a predicted model, not a curated record
GCAGAUUAACCAGCAAGACAAUCCAUUCCCUUUCUCAGUUACGUGGCACCUGGUUCUGUGGCCAUGGCCAUGGCGAGGCGCCUGGUUCUGUGGGGUGUCCUGGCGGCGUGCGUCGCGGCCGGCGCGGGUGACUGGUCGCCGGGCACGGCGACGUUCUACGGAGGCGCCGAUGGGUCCGGGACGAUGGACGGAGCGUGCGGUUACGGGAACCUGUACAGCGCCGGGUACGGCGUCAACAACGCGGCGCUGAGCCAGACGCUGUUCAACGACGGCGCGUCGUGCGGGCAGUGCUACCUCAUCAUGUGCGACACCAGCAAGUCGACGAGUUGCAAACCCGGCAACACCAUCACGGUCACCGCCACCAACCUGUGCCCGGCCAACUACGCGCUGACAAACGGCGGCUGGUGCGGCCCGGGGCGGCCCCACUUCGACAUGUCGCAGCCGGCGUGGGAGAACAUCGGCAUCUACCAGGCCGGAGUCAUCCCCGUCGUCUACCAGCGGGUCCAAUGCUCGCGCAGCGGCGGCGUGCGCUUCAGCUUGGCCGGCUCCAAAUACUUCUUGCUCGUCAACAUCCAGAACAUCGGCGGCAGCGGCUCCGUGGGAGCCGCCUGGGUCAAGGGCACCAAGACGGGGUGGAUCCAGAUGUCCAGGAACUGGGGCGCCAACUGGCAGGCGCUGUCCGGGCUCGUCGGCCAGGCGCUCAGCUUCGCCGUGACCAGCACCGGCGGGCAGUACGUGCAUUUCCCGGACGUCGUGCCGGCGUGGUGGCAGUUCGGCCAGACCUUCACCAGCAAUCUGCAGUUCAGCUACUGAACUACUUAUCAAUCGAUCGAACGAAACGGAUCGGAGUUUGUGCUCUGUUUCUCGUGACAUUCAUCGCAACGUCCCAAUGCCGAGUGCAGACGUGCUACCUCGUGGUUUUGGCCGAGUUUCAGCGCCAAAGAGCUGUGGCCGUCGCAUGCUUUGCUUGCUGUCCAUAACUCAUUGUUUGCAUUUGCAUUUUUCUUCCUAUUGGCAAUUGGCAUCACACAUAUACAUGUAUGUAACAUUGUAAAUCUUAUUGAAUCAAGAAUU